UCAGUCCAUGAUACCACCAUGCAGGAUCAUGCAAAUGGUGGCAAGGUGGGGGGUCAACAGAUCUAGUUGUAAUUUCUACCACAGACCUGUCCUAGGGUACUAUGAAGGCUGGUGGAUUGGUUUCGAAAAUAACCCCACAGUUUUGGGGUACGGCUGUUAACCAUUUCCUACUCAUUUUCCUUUUAAAAAAACAUGCAUUAUCCCUCAAAAUAGGCUAAGUCUUUUGUCAAUUUUCGUGCAUCAAACAGAAUUAUCACUAAACACCGCCUAUUGAAAUUGAAAGUACAUGAUCUGAGCUACCUUUUCAUGCCUUUUGUUUUGCCCCAGGUACAUUUUAAUGACAGGUACAGUACGUCCCAAAAACAAUGCAAUCUCAAAUUUCAGUAAAAAGGCAAUUUUAACUCUCCUUUAGCUCCAACACUGCAGUUUUUUAGGUGAUGCCACUUCCAGGUAAGGAAGUCAGAAUGCUGUUUUUUAAUUUGCAAAAGAAAAAAAUCCGGCCGCCCUUACGGUUUUCCGGUGAGGGGGUCGAGUCGCGCCCUUCUCACUGGUGCCCAUUUUUUGCCCAUUCCCUCAGAAAACUGACGAAAUACACAUGCUUUCCAAAUAAAAUUACAUUUUUAGAUGUUAGUGAACCCCCCUCUCCCUUGCCCCUCCCACACACUCCCUCAAACAACCUAGAGGCCUUUAUUACCCCUGUGGAGGCUUAGCGGUCUUGGCGGAAACGAUCACCAGCAACGACAACAACAACAACAGUUACAGUUACAAUGCAUUGUGUACAUGCACGUGUACAUUGUGUGAUAGUCAAUUGAAAAUGGAACCUGAAAAAUCACAGUUGAAAUGUGGAUUUGCUGUCAUAUCCAAGGAUAUCGAGUGUGGUACUGACGCUUCAUACCCCAAUGACAAGAGUGUGAUCCCCUUGAAACAAUGUAAGAAGGACGUGCACUCCCAUUUGAUGCGUUGGAUGUCCUCCAGGAAAGCCAGUCAAGUCAAAAGUGAAUGGGAGCUCAUAGCACUUUGUGAUGGCGUGUUUGAUAUGAGUUCUCCAGUUCUGGACACCACAAUAUGCCCGAACCACCGAUACAAGUUGAGUUUAUCAUGGAAUCAGCAAAGGAGAUGCCAGCACCCACUUCAUCAACCCUCUAAAACAAGUCGAAAGCCCAGAAAAGAUGGUGGUUCAGUUCAUCGAGUGAUGUCUCGGGAAAUAUACAUCAAGUGGGGAGUUUUUGUCCCAGUUGGCUCAGCUCUGUGUAAAGGAUGUGAGGCUAAACAUCGAGUAUCUGUGGCAAAUGUAGAACGAGAAGUAGAACCAGCACCCAUGGAUACAGAGUCCGCUGUUGCCUCUUCCUCUGUUCAACCAGCCGACGCCUUAGAAAACCCAGCAGACGGGACAGAAGGGCAAAUUUGAUGGGUAAUGUUGUUGCAACAGUAUCAUAAGGACUGCUGGUCAAGCACUCUUGAGCUGGGAGAGAGAAAUGAUAAGAGGGUGGAGACAGAUUUUCUGAAAUGUUGGUCUUUGAGUCAUGACUGGGCAGAAUUAGCCCAGUGAAAGUUGUCAGCUACACAUCAAGAAUUCUUGAUUUAGAAUGAAAGGGUACGACUUU
Lineus longissimus is the source of this 1604-nucleotide messenger RNA. RefSeq lists its product as uncharacterized. The record is from RefSeq and is a predicted model, not a curated record. NCBI's taxonomy places the organism in Eukaryota, Metazoa, Nemertea, Pilidiophora, Heteronemertea, Lineidae. The transcript is spliced from 3 exons. The coding region runs from base 815 to 1408 and encodes 197 amino acids.